AUGAUUGAUCAGGCAAGAUUCAGAGUUGUAGAUCGUUCAUCGCUGGAUGAUCGCCAGUGGUUUUUUACCAAAGAGGAGCUUCUCGAUACGCCUAGUAUAAUAGACGGACUUUCUUUCGAACAGGAGCAAAUGGACCGUACAAAAGGGUGCCAUUACUUGCUUGCUGUUGGAGCAAAGCUUAAUCUUCCACAACUUGUCUUGGUAACAGCAACCACAUUCUUCCAUCGAUUCUUCAUGCGGCAGUCUAUGAGACGCUUCCAUGUCUAUGAUAUUGCAGCAACAAGUCUUUUUGUGGCCACAAAAGUUGAAGAGAAUGCGCGUCGUCUAAGAGAUUUUGUUAAUGCGUGUGCCCAAAAGGCUCAAAAGAACGAUAGGCUUAUGCUAGAUGAGAACUCAAAGGAUUUUAUCAAAUGGAAGGACACAAUGUUGCAUUAUGAAACUAUUCUGCUGAAAACUCUUUGCUUUGAUCUCUCCGUGGAACACCCACAUACUAAUCUGCUGAACUUACAGACCCAAUUGAAUGAGAAAUGGAAUAUCUCACCAGGUAGAACCUUAGUUCCCGAUGCAUGUGUUCGCAGAGCUUGGAUCUUGUUAUUUCAGAGUCUCGGUUCUCCAAUUUGUGUACUUUAUCGACCAAAGGUCAUUGCUGCCGCUGCUCUUUUGAUCUCUGCCCAUCUUUCUGGGGAGGAGAUCGCAGAAAGACGGUGGAAAGAUGUAGAUGUGGAUAUUGGGCAAGUGCAUGCUGGCAGCCGAGAUGUUAGAAUAUUACGUAGACCAUUAUCUGAAGAAAGCCGCUCAUUCACCGCAUCCAUCUCAAAUAUUACAACAUUCUUCAUUCAAUGGAUCACAAUAGCUGCAACAAAAUUACAUGCAUGCUUCUCAGGCAAUGCCAACCACAGAUUGGAUAACAUUUCUUCAUAA
Phycomyces blakesleeanus NRRL 1555(-) is the source of this 921-nucleotide messenger RNA. RefSeq names its product cyclin. NCBI's taxonomy places the organism in Eukaryota, Fungi, Mucoromycota, Mucoromycetes, Mucorales, Phycomycetaceae. Bases 1 to 921 code for a protein of 306 amino acids. Gene Ontology annotation, molecular function: cyclin-dependent protein serine/threonine kinase activator activity. The record is from RefSeq and is a predicted model, not a curated record. Gene Ontology annotation, biological process: positive regulation of DNA-templated transcription, elongation; regulation of transcription by RNA polymerase II. The transcript has 8 exons. Gene Ontology annotation, cellular component: cyclin/CDK positive transcription elongation factor complex; nucleus.